Molecule: messenger RNA, 1277 nt
Organism: Colletes gigas
Lineage: Eukaryota; Metazoa; Arthropoda; Insecta; Hymenoptera; Colletidae
Product: protein asteroid-like
Exons: 3
Coding region: 1-1017 (338 amino acids)
Source: RefSeq, a predicted model, not a curated record
AUGACGCAACUAAAAAGAUGCCAAGUAAUUACUUUUCUAAAACAAAGGAGGAAGUUAUUUAGCUGUCAAAUAUAUAAUUCGUACAAGUGCAAUUGUGUUUUUGUCAGUGAUUACGAUAAUUACGCUCAACGAGUAUCGGAUUUUUUUGACGAUUUGAUAAAGUGCAAUGCAGUACCAUUAGUUUUGAUCGAUUGUGGUUGCGAGGAUAAGAAACUGCAAACAGUUAUAUCUAGAACUAGAGAAAAGGAAGUUUUCAAAGAUGUUACGAGAAAGAAGAAUAUUCGUCAUGUGCAAUGCUUAUUCGAAGCUGAUAAUGCUAUAGCUACUGUAGCAAGGAUAUUGAAUUGUCCUGUAUCGAGUUAUGAUUCAGAUUUUUAUGUGUUUGGGACAUUGUACAUACCAUUUGAUACAUUGGACAAUUACACGGUGAAAAGUUCAACUGGAAAUGGUUACACGAAACGUUGUAAAAUUUAUAAAGUUGAACACUUAUUAAAUUCUUAUAGAGGUCUAAGUCAAUCUACACUGCCAUUAGCUGCAAUAUUACUAGGCAAUGAUUAUGUAAAACGUGGUACAUUUAGAAACUUCUUUCGUUAUUUAAAGUUACGACGAAUAACAAGAAAAAGGUAUAGUAAUCGACAGUAUUGUAUAGAAGCGACUUUACAAUGGUUGAGUUUAUUUUACACCUUGGACAGAGCAGUCAUUGGAAUACUAUGUAGAUCACCUAAAACCGUAAGACAAAAAAUAUUAAGCAUAAUAGAAAUCAAUAUAAAUGGCUAUACAAAUGCAUCUGCAGAAAUACUUGUUCCAUUGGGGUUUUUACAGGAAUAUGCAGCUCGUGCCACAACACAUUCCAUAAACAGAAUUUUUAAAUUUGAUGGAGAUGUUAAUAGUCUAAUGUACAUGGAAGAAACUGAUAAAAAUGGAGACUUUGAAUCAUCCAAAGAAGAAGAAGAAGAGGAAGAAAACGAAGUUGAAAUAUUAGACAUGCUUAAAGGGGUCAGAAUCUGCUACCAAUAAUGCACUAGCUAAUGUACCUAAUUUGUUUGUAGAUGAAUAUCUUAUGGGCAAUUAUCCUGCAUAUUUUAUGGACUUGUUGGUUCGACGUUUAUAUAUUUGUCAUGUACAAAUAGAGGAUUAUUCCUAUCCAUUGAGCAAUGUAAUAAGUUUAAAAAUUAUUAGAGUUAUAUAUGCAUUUCUGCAAUCAGGAAUGAAUAGAAGGAGAGGUUUCAUGAAAUACAUGAUGAGAGACUGUAAUAAAAAGCUUAAAUGUUACAAAC